GCUGCCAUCUUGGUCGGAGCUGACUCCGGCUCUGCAGCGACACGACUUCCCAGGAAAGUUUAAACAUUUCGCGUCUCCGCUCCGGCCGCUGCUGAGCUCGACGUCUCAAGGCUCUUCCCGAAAGGACGCACACUUUCCCCCCGCGGGGAACACGAGGGACGAGGCCAACCGGUGCGAGCAGACGGGAGGAAGGGGGGGGUCGCGGGAAGGCCACGGAUCUCCCGGUGGGAAUUGUUUAAAGUGUCAUAUCGGAUCUUUUCGAAGCAGUCCGAGUCGCCGCUCGCUUCACAAACUCAGCCACCAUGAGUGGACACCCGCAGCAGCGGCGGCAAGCCAACUCGGGCUCCACGCUUCUGUCAGCGCAGCAGAACGAGCUCCUCUUCCAGCACCUCGGCAGGAAAUGCAUCUCAUUGUCCUCAGCAGUGGCCCAGGUGUUCGUAGCCGAUAGGAACUCUAGCUGGAGCAAGAAAUGCGGCGGGGUGGCCUGUCUGGUCAAAGACAACCCGCUGCGAUCCUACUUCAUCAGGGUCCUUGAGCUAAAGGAUGGCAAAAUUCUGUUUGAACAGGAGCUGUACAAUAACUUCAGCGUCAACACCCCAAAACCCUACUUUAUUACAUUCGCUGGAGACACAUGCCAAGUGGGUCUGAACUUUGCCAGUGAAGAUGAGACCAAGCGUUUCUACGGCCAUUUGACAGAGCUGGUGGGGAAAAGACAGAGAAAAACCGAGAAGAGACGUGACCCUCCAAAUGGUCCCUCAUUGCCCAUGGCAACAGUCGACAUCAAGAACCCGGAGAUCAGCAAUGUGCAUCGUUACCAUAGCAACUCUCAGGUGAACAACAUUGUGCACUCCGCCUUCCCCAAGAGGGAGAAGAAGGUCAAGGGCAAGAAGAAGAGGCUGACCAAGGCGGACAUCGGCACGCCGAGCAACUUCCAGCACAUCGGUCACGUAGGAUGGGAUCCAAACACGGGCUUUGAUUUGAAUAACUUGGACCCGGAGCUAAAGAACCUCUUCGACAUGUGCGGCAUCUCCGAGGCUCAGCUGAAGGACAAGGAGACCUCGAAGGUCAUCUACGACUUCAUCGAGAAGAAAGGAGGCGUGGAAGCUGUGAAGAACGAGCUGCGGAGACAAGCUCCUCCACCUCCUCCAUCCAGAGGUGGCCCUCCUCCCCCACCCCCACACCACAGCUCGGCCCCUCCUCCCCCUCCUCCUCCUGCACGAGGGCGAGGUGCCCCGCCGCCACCUCCUCCCUCCAGAGCUCCCAUCUCCACGCUCCCACCUCCCCCUCCAUCUCGGCCGGGCAUGUCCGCCCCACCGCCGCCCCCCCCUCCAAGCCGAGGUUUUCUCCCGCCUCCCCCUCCGCCGGCUCAUGCCUCAAUUCCUGUGGCCCCGCCGCCACCUCCACCUCCUCCGCCCUCGUCCUCGACUCCAUCCGGUGGAGGCGCACCGCCUCCCCCGCCUCCUCCUCCCCCACCACCUGGCCCUCCACCCCCUGCUCCUCCGGCGCUCCCGGAGACGCCCUCAACCGGCACGACGGCACUGCUGAGUCAGAUCCGAGAGGGCAGGCAGCUGAAGAAGACUGAGCAGAAAGAGAGGCCAGUGUCCAACGUCGGCAGAGACGCACUUCUGGACCAAAUCCGACAAGGAAUCCAACUUAAAGUGAGGGACGACAACACAGACUCGCCUCCUUCCAGCCAAGGUCCCUCGGCAGGCAUCGUAGGAGCGCUGAUGGAGGUGAUGCAGAGAAGGAAGGCUAUUCACUCUUCAGACGAGGACGAUGACGAUGAAGAUGACGAGGACUUUGAGGAGGAUGACGAAUGGGACGAUUAGCGAUUUCCUCUUUUUUUUCUUUUUUUUUUCUCCCCUUCCUAUCCCUCUGGAUGACUAUGACACUAAAAUUGUUCUCGUCUUUCUAAAAAGAAAUCUUUAAUUUCAAAAUGAUAAAUAUAAAUGUUCUAUCAAUUUGCUGUAUAUUUUUGUUGCCUUUAUGCUUUAUUUUUUUUAUUUUUAUUAAUCUGUGCAAUACCUCAUUUAACCUGUAAAUGUUUGUCACUCUCAUAUCUUAGGUUUUUUCGUCACGUCUGUUCCUUGUUGGCUCCUUUUCCGUCUCUGGACAGUAAAAUGUCUCAUCUGUCAUUUUAACUGUGUCCUUCCCACGUCCCCGACCCUGUGAUGUCAAUCACCUCCAUCUGUCACUCAGCCUCCCGUCGCACAUGUUCCCUCCCUCUCUCAUUCCCCGGUCCUUGAAUCAACAUGUGCAAUUUUACAUCAAGUUGUCUCUUGAACCUUAGAAUUUAAGGUUUUUUUGUUUGUUUUUUAUUCUUAAUUAUUUUCUUUGUUUCAUGUUUCCUUUGGUCAGUGAUUGAAGGGGAGGGCUUUACGAAACCAGUUGCCACAAAUCCUUCAUAAAUCGUGUCCUCGUUGUCCAUCAGGAAGAGAAAAAGAAACUAUUUUCAUACCCUGUUGCUCUGUAGUUUAUUUUUACUUAAUCAAAUGAUCCUAGUUUAGCACUCGUAUUUUCUUAAAACAAAGAAGAAGAAAAGAAAUGGAAAUAUUUAGCUCUGUUUUCUGUCGACUGUAAAUUUGCUCCAGAGUUUUGAGUCUCGUUAUAUUUUUGCACACAGCGUGAAAGUGGAGACUCACUACAGGACAUUUCCAGGUCUGUGUUUGGAACAUGGACGCGCUUUAGGAAAUGAGGCAAAGACCAUGUGGACGUCAAGCAUUUGAAACCGUUAUCUCACCACACUACAUGCAGUGAACACAAGGGGGCAGCCUACGUCAUGUCUGCCUACCGAUUGUGAAUUCUAGUUCUCUUUUUUUUUUUGUCAUUGUCACACUAUAGAUUCUACAGACAGAUAAAUGCCUGUUUGUUGGAAUCAGGUAUCUCAUCAUGCUCAGUUUGAGGAAUAAAGACAUUUUAAUUUUACACUGCUGAUGCUUGUAAUGGGUCCAUACACUAAGUUACUGUGCAGAGACAGCCAGGUGGUGUUGUCCCUCUUGUAGACACUAAGUGCUGAGACGGGGACAAUCGUUGGGUUCAUGGCAUUAUUCACUAAGUAUCGACAGUGACUUGGCUAAGCAGUGCGGGAUGAGGUGUAGCAUUGUACCAGACAGCGGUCAUCUUUACCCUGCAGAGACCAAGUUAUCACAAGUUGACGUGUAAUUACUUUUUCCCCAGUAAUUCUUGGAAUAUGCUUUGUUCCAAUGUCGAUUUGACACAAAGAAAAACUAUUGCUAAUGCUAAAUUAUUUGAUCAGUAACAGGAACGGAUUAAAAAAACAUGGCCCAUAUCUGCCCCUGGACUACAAGCUGGCCCAGUGUGGUAAAGCGAAGACGGUAAACAUUCAUAACCAUAUUAUUUAAACAGGGUAAAUUGAAAUAAUUUAGUUUUUCUACAGAUUCAAUAUUUCAUUUAAUUAAAGGAACAAUUUGAAAAGUUGCGUGGUCCUGCUUUAAUGGAAGCCAUGUUGGCUCCACAGAACUCGGUAGUUAGUUGGUUUUUAACCUUCCUACUCGCUUUGUCGACCUAAAGCAGGUUUAGAAUUUCGCUCUUUUAUUCAACCAGACUCUUGGUUUAUUUCUCUUUGGCGCCUGAUAAUCCAAGACAUUGUGGACCAAGCAUUAGCACAAUAUUUAAAGAUAUUUUGAAGAAAGUUUUGCAACACUACCAGGGGCUGUGGGUUAUAAUAGAGCCAAUACAGAAAUGUUUGUCGCUCUCUCAGAAAAACAUAAUUGCGCUGAACUAUCUCUUGCUUUUCUCUUGUCAGCCAAAAGAGGCCUGUUGGUGUGAAAGUCUUUGAGAGACAAAUUGCCACUAGUUAGAUGUAAGAACCGACCUCUUGUGUCGGAUAUCAAGAUACUUUUUUGGGGGGGGAAAUAGAAACCUAGCCAUGUUUACGCUGAUGUUCACGUCUGUGGGAUAUUAAGAUGUGGAUGUUGGGCCUCAUCAGAGAGGCCUGACAAAUGAACUUGUACGUUGUACACUCCAAUAAAAAGGUUGAGAUUUA
Messenger RNA from Pleuronectes platessa (European plaice), 4006 nucleotides. RefSeq names its product WASP like actin nucleation promoting factor b (gene waslb). The transcript has 11 exons. Lineage: Eukaryota; Metazoa; Chordata; Actinopteri; Pleuronectiformes; Pleuronectidae. Gene Ontology annotation, biological process: actin filament organization. The coding region runs from base 303 to 1829 and encodes 508 amino acids. Gene Ontology annotation, molecular function: microtubule binding; actin binding. Gene Ontology annotation, cellular component: cytoplasm. The record is from RefSeq and is a predicted model, not a curated record.